AUGGAUCAAGUUAAUCUAACAGAUACAAAUAUUAUUAAAUUUACUAUGUCAACAACAAUUGAUAAUAAUGAAAAUAUAUGGAAUAAUAUCAAAUCAUUUUUUAAUCCUCAAAAUUCUAUGAUAAUAAUAGCUAUUAUUUGUCUAAUGUUUUUUUUUCUAACAUUAUGUCUUGUAUUUAUUAUAAUUCAAUUAUUAAAAAAGAAACGUUUAUAUAAAAAUCAAACAAAAUCAACAACAAAUAAUUAUCCAAAAUUAGAUCAUCAUUUAAAUAUUCCAUUAUCUCCAAAUCAAAUAGCAUCAUUAGGAACAAUUAUUUCAACAAAUAAAGAUAUUAAAAUUCAAGAAUCAUCAUCAUCAUCACCACCACCAACAACAACAACAACAAUCAUUCCUAUAUCAUCAGCAUAUGAAAGUAAUAAAACACAAUCAUUUGAUAAUUUUGAAAAUGAACUUAAACGAACAUGUCAAGAAAAAGGUAUUACAUCAUCACAUACAACUAAUAUAUCAUCAAUUAAUGAUGAUGAAGUUGAAACAGUUAAUGAAGUUCUUGGAAUGGAAGAACGUAAUGGAAAAGUUUAUUAUAAAGUUAAUUUUACUGGUCAUCCAUUAGAUUAUACUGCAUGGGUUUGUGAAGAAGACUUAAUACCUGAAUAA
Rotaria sordida is the source of this 654-nucleotide messenger RNA. NCBI's taxonomy places the organism in Eukaryota, Metazoa, Rotifera, Eurotatoria, Philodinida, Philodinidae. The record is from the annotation of a GenBank genome assembly.